AUGCUGCUCCGGGGGUGGCCCAGGCAUGGCCGCGCCCUCCCCCAGAUAUCACCGCCCUCUCUCCUUCCCCCGUUACCGUUGCCGGGGCGGAGGCGGGAGGCUCGGAGCCGCGGCCCCGCGGGAGCUGCUCGGCCCCGGCGGCGAGUACCUGGAGUGAGAGAGAACCGGGACCGCCUGGAGCUGCUGCCUCUGGAGUCCAUGGCGUACAUCAUGACUCCCAUGCCGACGGGGCCUGUCGGCUCCCAGUACUGUGUCUGCAAGGUCGAGUUGUCUGUCUGUGGUCAAAACCUUCUGGACAGGGAUGUCACUUCUAAAUCCGACCCCUUCUGCGUCCUCUUCAUGGAAGUUAGUGGGAAGUGGGUGGAGGUUGACAGAACAGAGACAGCUGUGAACAACCUCAACCCAGCUUUCGCCAAGAAGUUCAUCAUUGACUACCACUUUGAAGAAGUUCAGAAGCUCAAGUUUGCCCUAUUUGACCAGGACAAGUCAAGCAUGCAGCUGUAUGAGCAUGAUUUCCUUGGUGAAUUCUCCUGCACACUGGGCGUGAUUGUCUCCAGCAAGAAAAUAACAAGGACUCUCCUUUUGGGGAAUGGCAAGCCAGCUGGGAAAGGGAUGAUAACGAUAGCUGCCCAAGAGCUCUCUGACAACAGGGUGAUUACUCUGAGCAUGGCUGGCAGAAAACUGGAUAAAAAGGACCUGUUUGGAAAGUCAGACCCUUUCUUGGAGUUCUAUAAACCAGGUGACGAUGGGAAAUGGAUGCUGGUCCACAGAACAGAGGUGGUCAAGUACACACUGGACCCCACCUGGAAGCCCUUCACUGUGCCUUUGGUGUCACUGUGUGACGGAGAUGUGGAGAAGCUGAUAAAGGUGGUGUGUUACGACUAUGACAGUGAUGGAGGACAUGACUUCAUUGGGGAGUUUCAGACCUCAGUGGCUGGGAUGCGUGAAGCCCAAGAUGCCUUUCCACUUGAGAUGGAGUGCAUUAACCCCAAAAAGCAAAAGAAGAAAAAGAAUUACAAGAACUCGGGGAUCAUAAUUGUCAAUUCCUGCAAAAUAACCAGAGAUUUCUCCUUCCUGGACUACAUCCUGGGAGGCUGCCAGCUGAUGUUUACUGUUGGGAUUGACUUCACAGCCUCCAACGGGAACCCUCGAGACCCCUCCUCUUUGCACUACAUCAACCCCAUGGGGACAAACGAGUACUUGUCAGCUAUCUGGGCUGUCGGCCAGAUCAUCCAGGACUAUGACUCAGACAAGAUGUUUCCUGCUCUGGGAUUCGGUGCCCAGCUCCCACCAGACUGGAAGGUAUCCCAUGAGUUUGCCAUUAACUUCAAUCCCACAAACCCAUUCUGUUCAGGUGUGGAGGGCAUUGUCCAAGCAUACUCGGCCUGUCUGCCCCACAUCCGCUUCUACGGACCCACCAACUUCUCCCCUAUUGUCAACCAUGUGGCUCGUUUUGCGUCUCAGGCCACCCAACAAGAAGCUGCAUCUCAGUACUUCAUCCUCCUCAUCAUCACGGAUGGGGUGAUCAGCGACAUGGAUGAGACAAGACACGCCGUGGUGCAGGCAUCCAAGCUGCCCAUGUCCAUCAUCAUCGUGGGGGUUGGCAAUGCUGAUUUUGCUGCCAUGGAGUUUCUGGAUGGGGACAGCCGUGUGCUGCGCUCCCACACGGGCGAGGAGGCCGUGCGUGACAUUGUCCAGUUUGUGCCCUUCCGGGAUUUUCGCAACGUGAGUGUGGGCAGCGGUGGGUGACUGCAGGCAGGAAUGGGGUCUCAAGCCUGGAAAUGAUCCUGGAAGUGGAGCAACCCCUGGAGAGGCAGACAGAGGGAAGAGCCCACCUUACCUUGGCCCUGGAUUCCAUAUCCCUCAGUGCUGCUCUGGUGUGGACCAUGUAAAUCAGUGCUGCAGGCAAGCGCAGGCAGGGGCAACAGUGAUCUGCAUAUCCAUAGCAUGCUCCAUCUGAGCAUCCCCCCAUGACUGCCACCCCUGUCAUUGCCAGGCAGAUCAGACCAAAAACCAGUUCACUGCGGCAGGUUUCCCACAGCAAGCCAUGGCAGUGCUGGGCUCAUGUCCCUCACCAUGGUCCUAUGUUGACGUCUCCCACCCAGGCCUCUUCCACACCCCUGAUGUGCCAUGUGCUGAGGGCUUAAUGCUUGGUGAGCUCCUACUCUCCCCCAUCCUCUCCCAGUGCCUGUGGAAAGGGAUGAUGCUGGCACUGGCCCUGCAUGGGUACCUUCUAUGGGAUGGUGGCCCAGCCCAGCCUUGUGUUUUGGAAAAAAGCGGAUCAAGGAAGAAAAAAAGAGGAACAGAAAGUCAAAAUGAGAUGCUAUUGCCUGCCCACCAUGAUCAGCUGGGAGUCAGCCCUGGGUCAGAUGCUGUUGCUGGCACAGGAUUGCCAGAGAGUGCAUAACAUCAGCCCAUAUUUAUCUUCACUCUUUUUGCACCUAAUCAGUGUUUUUCCAUUUCACCUGCUGUUACUCAGUACCAGGUUUUUCCUAACCUAGCCAGGAUGGUUUUUUCCUCCCUACCACUGAAUCACCUCCUGGAGGGAAGGUGUAGUAUAGAAUGUAAUCUUCAAAGGUGUAUAAAAUGCUGGCUGCCAGUAGACUCGAGGGGGCAUUAAAUGAAAUGCCACACUCUGGAGUCAGGGACAGCUCAGCCACAUUUGCUCAGUCAGUCCCAAUGGCUGUUCUUACACUGGUGUUUGGUCCCUUUUGCCUGCAGGCCCCCAAGGAGACCCUGGCCAAAGCUGUGCUGGCAGAGCUGCCCCAGCAAGUCGUGCAGUACUUCAAGCACCAAAACUUGCCGCCCAUCAACUCGGAGCAGGCAUAGAGCUGUGCCAGGCUGCGCCCUCUGCAUGUUGCCGAAGCCCGUUGAUCCUACUGGAAGUGCAUGUUCCACA
Molecule: messenger RNA, 2899 nt
Organism: Melopsittacus undulatus (budgerigar)
Lineage: Eukaryota; Metazoa; Chordata; Aves; Psittaciformes; Psittaculidae
Gene: CPNE2
Product: copine 2
Exons: 15
Coding region: 1-1749 (582 amino acids)
Biological process (GO): cellular response to calcium ion
Cellular component (GO): plasma membrane
Molecular function (GO): calcium-dependent phospholipid binding
Source: RefSeq, a predicted model, not a curated record